Molecule: messenger RNA, 1971 nt
Organism: Mycena indigotica
Lineage: Eukaryota; Fungi; Basidiomycota; Agaricomycetes; Agaricales; Mycenaceae
Product: Glyco-hydro-79C domain-containing protein
Exons: 8
Coding region: 1-1971 (656 amino acids)
Source: RefSeq, a predicted model, not a curated record
AUGGGCCCCCUUCGCUUGGCGCUAUUGCUGGCCCUUUUUUCGCGACACGCGUUUGGAGACAUCACCGUUUACCAUGCCCAGCGCCCCAUGACGACAGGCGUGAAUAGUGCUGGUCUCCCCAGCCACACUGGCCUCCCCGCCUACGAUCCCACAACCCUCAACCCCCCGCCCAUCCCCGCAGAUGUGAUGAAAACCAUCCCGGUCAACCUCCUGAACUCUGGAACGACGGGGAUGUCUAUUAAGCAGAAGGGCUCGUUCAUGGGGUUCAGCAUCGAGAUGUCGGUCACGAAUCAAGUCUUGGGCAAAAACUCAAGUCUCAUUCAAGUCCCCUUCCUCAACCUGAUGGCUAACCUCCAACAACGCGCCGGCUCUGUAAUGGUUCGCGUGGGAGGAAACACGCAGGAGAGCGCGAAGAUGGUCGACAGCCUCCCCAACGGCCGUAUCCUCAUGAAAGAUCUCCAAAACGUCACCGGCACCACACAAACUCCUCCCCUCGACUACACCGCCGACUUGCUCUACCUUAUGCGCAAUGUCUCCAGCUUCGUCAAUGUCCAUUGGUUCGUCGGUAUUCCGUGGUUUGUCACCAAGCCAUUCGACACCGCGAUUGUCACUGCUGCAGACCUCAUCCUCGGCGAUUACCUCCUCGGUCUUCAGGCCAGCAACGAGCCCGAUAUGUAUGUCCUCCAUGGGCAUCGGCCGCAGAACUAUGGCCCAUUCGACUACCUCGGCGAGUUCUCCGAUUUCUUAGGCCAGGUCGCCACCACCAACGCGGAUCCCACCGGGCGUGCAACGAAAAGCCUCAUCGGGCCAAAUAUCGCGACAUUCGCUUGGACGCUGGAGCAAGUUUGGGACACAGGCUUCGUCGACACCUACAACGCAAAUUUGGCUUACUUGGCUGCCGAAAAAUACCCUGACCAGAAUUGCGAAGCCCGUUUCGGCGAUCCCGCCAAGGGCGUCAAACCUCAAGAAGUUCUGCAGAAUUACCUCAUGCAUAGUCGACACAAGGAACUGCUGGGGCAAUACCUCAACACCACGAUGUAUCUGCAGACCAAAAACAAGCCGUUCUUGAUGUUCGAGACGAAUACUGCUUCGUGUGGUGGUUUCCUUGGGAUUUCGGACGCGUUUGUUUCCGCGCUGUGGGGCAUCGACUAUGCGUUGCAAAUGGCCCAUUCGAACUUCUCCGGCGCCAUGUUCCACUUGGGUGGACAAAGUGUCUACUACAAUCCUUUCACAGCCCCACCGACGAACGAAAGUUCUUUCCAUGGAUGGACCAUUGGGCCGAUCUACUACUCCGCCCUCAUCAUGGCCGAGGCGCUGGGCCCAAGCAACAACUCGCAAGUUCUCGACCUCCCUAUUCAGGGUCUCUCCGAUGCCACCCCCGUAUACGCCAUCUACGAGAACGGCGUGCCCAAACGCGUCGCCAUCGUCAACUACGUCAACGACCCCAGCCAUGCCAACGACAUCAGCGUCGUCAUAUCGCUGGCUAACCAGGAUGGGACCAAGACCACGCCUGCGAGCGUCAAAGUCAAGUACCUCGCCGCCGCCUCGGUGGUACAGAAGGGCAACAUUACCUGGGCGGGACAGACGUUUGGCGGGAACUUUGACAGUGAUGGGCGGCCGAUGGGGACGGAGGACAUCAAGACGGUGACGUGCGACGGAAAUGCGAAGACGUGCACGGUGGUGGUGCCCGCGCCCGGCUUUGCGCUGGUCUUCCUGUCGGACGACGCGAUGACGGAGGAUAAGGGCUUGCCGAGCAAGACGUUUGCGACGACGGCGAAGACCAAGUUCAGGAAUACGGUGACGAUCGACCCUGCCGUGCUGGCGACCUCGAACGGGAACAAGUUCUCUGACCACGAGCUGGCGGGGACGAGCAAGCCCCCGAGCGCGGCGCCGAGGACCGCGGGCGUGUCGAUCGCGGUUGUCUCGCUAUUGGUCGGCGCGGUUGUCGCUCUCCUCGGACGGGCGCUGUAG